Molecule: messenger RNA, 1319 nt
Organism: Mollisia scopiformis
Lineage: Eukaryota; Fungi; Ascomycota; Leotiomycetes; Helotiales; Mollisiaceae
Product: Brix-domain-containing protein
Exons: 2
Coding region: 218-1189 (323 amino acids)
Biological process (GO): ribosomal large subunit assembly; maturation of LSU-rRNA from tricistronic rRNA transcript (SSU-rRNA, 5.8S rRNA, LSU-rRNA)
Cellular component (GO): nucleolus
Molecular function (GO): rRNA binding
Source: RefSeq, a predicted model, not a curated record
AUUAUUAUGGGAGGUUUGGAGUAAUCAAGGGUAAGUGAAGAAAUGGUCCACAACUGGACUUUCAUAGCCUCGCCCCGAACUUUAGCAGCGCUCAGCCGUGCGCCAGUCCAAAUUUGGUGAGAACUUUUUUAUCGAUUAGGAAUUUUCGACAUGAACUUUUUAAGACAUUGUGGUGCAUGAACUUCCAAGCUCCCAAUUCAACAACCACAACGAUAAGAUGUUGCGACAAAUAAAACCCCGCAAUGCCCGCUCCAAAAGAGCUCUCGACAAAAAAGCACCAAAAGCCGUCGAAAACCCCAAAACCACCCUCUUCCUCCGCGGUACAACCUGUUCGCAAGUCGUCCAAGACGCCCUCACAGAUCUCUUCCAACUUCGCAUCCCCCUCGCCAAGAAGUUCACGAAAAAGAACCCCAUUCACCCUUUCGACGAUGCUUCUUCCCUCGAAUUCUUCUCCGAGAAGAACGAUGCGUCGAUGCUCGUGUUUGGCAGUACCAGCAAGAAACGUCCGCAUGCUAUUACCUUGGUCCGAACAUUCUCGUACAAAGUGCUCGAUAUGGUGGAGCUGUAUUUGAAUGCUGAGACAUUUCGGACGUUGGCGCAGUUCAAGAAUAAGAAGUGCGCGGUGGGAUUGAAGCCUAUGUUGCUAUUUGCUGGAACGCCGUUUGAGAGCCCGGUUAGCGAUGAGUAUACGUUGCUUAAGAGCUUCUUUACGGAUUUCUUUAAGGGGGAGCCAGCUGAUAAGGUGGAUGUUGAGGGAUUACAAUAUAUUGUGUCUAUUAGUGCCCGGGAUACUGUUGAUGGGGAGGAAGUCAAGCCGAGUGUGCAUUUGAGAGUGUACUUGAUCAGGACGAAGAAGAGUGGGCAGAAAUUACCGAGAGUGGAAGUUGAGGAGAUGGGACCGAGAAUGGAUUUCAGAGUUGGUAGAGUCAAGGAGGCUGAUGAGAGUAUCAUGAAGGAGGCAUUGAAGAGGGCAAAGACGAGUGCGGAGAGACCGAAGAAGAAUAUCUCUACGGAUAUUGUGGGUGAUAAGAUGGGUAGGAUACAUCUCGGCAGACAAGAUCUGAAGGAGUUGCAGACGAGAAAGAUGAAGGGUCUCAAGAGAAGUAGAGAUGUGGCACGGUCGGAGGAUGAGAUGGAGGAAGAUGAGAUUAGCGAGGAUGAGCCUGCGAAGAAGACGAGAAAACGCUAAGUCAACCUGUUUGGUGCAUGGUAUGUGGUGUUCGGCGUACUGGGCUCGCUUUGUUUUAAUUUGCAAGAUUCCCUCUUCUACAUGCGCUCUGCAGAACUGGCCAAAACCAGGCUGAAAAAGAAUCAUCACA